GGUUCGUAUGGACAGAGCUGUGAAUCAUAUAAAUCGUGUAAUGAAUGCCCUGCUAAGGAUGUUUCCAAAUAAACAUUCCCUGCUCUUGUUUUGUUCGAUUGUGUUUGCGUUAAGUGAAUCCUCAAAAGUGGAAAACACUUCGUGGAAGGAUUUUUUGUUUGGCACCAAGUGGAAAUCUUCGUUAAGCGCUUCGUCAAGAGAUUCAAGGUUUUUACCAAUAUUCAGUGUUGUACCCAUAGGACCCGCCCUAUGUAUGGCACCAUCCGGAGAAAUUGGAAAUUGUUUGCCAAAUAAAGAUUGCAUAUUGAGGGCCGGAAUACCGGCUGGCCCAUGUGGUGGUGGCUAUGGACUUUGUUGUGUUUUUUUGCAGACAUGUGGCGGUGUUAUUAGAGAAAAUUCAACAUAUUUUGUUAAUCCCAAUCAUCCGGAUACGUACGACGGCACGGGCAGUUGUCAAGUGACGGUACAAAAAAUGCAUCCAGAUAUAUGUCAGCUAAGAUUAGAUUUAGAUAUGUUUUCUAUAGCUCCACCCGAGUCGGUGAAUCAUUUGUGUACUCAAGACCAAUUGUUAGUAUCCGGCAGCAGUCCAGUUCCUACGAUAUGCGGUAUUUCGUCUGGAGAUCACAUGUACAUAGAUGCUGGCCUUGGGCAGAGUAAUCCAAUUGUUAUAUCGGUCAUCACAAGUGGUACAUUUCCACGAAUCUGGCGAAUACGAGUAACACAGAUACAUUGCGGAAGCAUUGCUCGCGCUGAACAGGGUUGCUUGCAGUAUUAUACCGGAAUUAGUGGUCGGGUGCGUAGCUUCAACUUUAACACUGUAUCUGGUAGACAAUUAUCCAAUCAGGAUUACAGUAUUUGUAUACGAACCGAGAGAAACUUUUGUGGCAUACAAUAUAAUGCAUGUCCAGAUUUGGAAAAUAACCGUUCAAGAUCUUUCACAUUGUCAGGCAACUCGAAUAAUCCAACCGGAACCAUGGUUGGCGGUGGAACGCAGGUUACUCAAAAUGCCUGCAUUCAAGAUUGGUUGUUGAUUGGUUGCAUGCGUUCCGCUGAUCGUAUUCCACCGCAAAGUGCCUGUGAAGAUCGUGUUUGCGGUGGUACAUUUAGUGCUGAAGUUGGCAUGGUGCAGAAAACGGUUCAAUCAAGCGUAAGACCUUUCCGUUUAUAUUUCCACACUGAUGGUAUCGAGGCGCCUACGGAUAUAGAUAAUCGAGGCUUCUGCCUAGAUUAUGUACAACAACCCUGUACAAAUGGCUUUUAA
Messenger RNA from Musca domestica (house fly), 1261 nucleotides. RefSeq lists its product as uncharacterized. Bases 8 to 1261 code for a protein of 417 amino acids. The transcript is spliced from 7 exons. NCBI's taxonomy places the organism in Eukaryota, Metazoa, Arthropoda, Insecta, Diptera, Muscidae. The record is from RefSeq and is a predicted model, not a curated record.